This is a messenger RNA of Rotaria sp. Silwood1, 1671 nucleotides long. The record is from the annotation of a GenBank genome assembly. Lineage: Eukaryota; Metazoa; Rotifera; Eurotatoria; Philodinida; Philodinidae.
AUGUUAUUGUCUGAACAAGAAAACGAAAGAAACAGAAACAGUCAAUGUUCAUCCUCAUCAUCUACAAAAACACAAGCUUCUAAUGCACCUACAGCAACUUUAUCAGUACCACCCCCAACAAAUGAAAUUAUUAACAUUCUUCUUCUUGGUGAAAGUGGUGUAGGCAAAUCGACAUUUAUUAAUGCAUUUGUCAAUUAUCUUACAUUCGAAACACUUAAUAAAGCUGAACAAGGUAAACCUGUUGUACUCAUACCUGUUUCAUUUCUUAUGACAGUUGGAAACAAUUUUGACGAGUGCAUAGUAAAAUUUGGUAAUUCGGAUAGUUUCAACAAUGAAGAUUUUGAUCAUCCAGGUCAAUCAGUAACACAACAUUGUAAAUCCUAUGUAUUUCAUCUUAAUGAUACUAAUAAAACCAAAUUACGCAUUAUUGAUACACCUGGUUUUGGUGAUACACGUGGUCUUCGUCAAGAUGAUGCUAAUAUGCAACAUAUUUUAGAAUACAUCAAUGAACUAACACAUUUAAAUGCUGUAUGUUUUCUGCUUAAACCAAAUGCAUCACGAAUUAACAGCUUUUUCAUAGCAUGUCUCACUCAACUACUCGAUCUUCUAGGUCCAAAUGCACGUCAAAACAUUGUCUUCUGUUUCACUAACGCACGAUCAACAUUUUACACUCCAGGUGAUACAGCUCCACUACUCAAAUCCAUGCUCCAAUCAUUUUCAUUUGGUGACAUUCCAUUCAUAAAACAAAAUACAUUCUGUUUUGAUAAUGAAUCAUUUCGAUAUUUGGUUGCUCGACAGAAUAGCAUUGAGUUCAAUGAUCAGGACUAUAGUGAAUAUGAAAAUAGUUGGUCAAAAUCAGUCACAGAAUCAAAUCAUUUUCUUUCUUUCGUUUGUAGAGAGCUGAAGUCUCAUGUUAUAAAAGAUGAAUCACAAUCAAUCAAACAAACUCAACUCCAAAUUAGUUGUAUGAUUCGUCCAAUGUUAGAAACAAUGCGAAAUAUUUUUCAAAAUUUAAUCGCAUGGAAGAUGGACACAUCAAACGGAUCGAUCGAACUAAAUCCGAUUGUUCUUCAUCGUUCAGCUGCUGUUUGUUAUACAUGUCCACGUCCGAUUAUCAAACUAGGUAAAUUCUGGAUUAUAAAGGAUUUUCCACAUGAAAUUCAAAACACAUGUUACUCUUGUGCAUGUCCUUCGGAUCAACAUAUUAGAAUUGACUAUAAACUUGACUACACAUACUGUGAAAGGUGCCCAAACACCAAUCAAGAAGAAAUGAAGAAAAGCUUAGAUCUUUUAUUUCGUGCAAGUGCUGAGUUUGCUUAUUUUCUUAUGAAUGUUGCUCGUUCAUCGAAAGAUGAUUCAUUUUUAAUUCAUAUAGUACACAUGAUUAGUCGGGAAAAUGAUCUAUGUACUGGUGAAACGCGAAAUGAAAUGAAUUCAAAAUUAGUGGAAAAACUCAUGGAAUUGAUGGCUAGAUAUCAACAAUCUAUAGAGACGUUGGAGCGAAAUCAAGAGCAUAGUAAUCUGAACGAUAUCAAUGUAUUGAUUCAAACAAUUUAUAAAAAUCCUAUGAUUCAAAAGCAAAUGGAUGCUAUUAAACAAAGUCGAAAGAUCAUAAUGAAACAAUAUGAAUGUGAAUUUUUAAAUGAUUCGACAAACGCAAAAACUUCUUGA